Closterium sp. Naga37s-1 is the source of this 1281-nucleotide messenger RNA. The record is from the annotation of a GenBank genome assembly. NCBI's taxonomy places the organism in Eukaryota, Viridiplantae, Streptophyta, Zygnematophyceae, Desmidiales, Closteriaceae.
AUGCCUCUCCACUCCUCUCGCGUCCUCCCUCCUCUCUUCCUCAUCCCUCCUCCCCUUCCCUUCCCCCCUGACCUUGCCUGUCACUGCAUCAACUUCCCUUUCCUCUCACUGCCCUCUCCCCUUCGGCCUUGUCCCUCCCUCUCUGUCCACACUUUCAAAGUUCCCCGCUGCUCUCUCUCACCUUCUCCUCUGCUCGCACCUUCCUCUCUGCUCGCGCCUUCCUCUCUGCUCGCGCCUUCCUCUCUGCUCGCGCCUUCCUCUCUGCUCGCGCCUGCCCCUCCCCACCCCAGCAUCCCCAUCACGGACGGCCGGCUUAACCUGGGCACGUGGCAGGGCAUCUGGCUGUGCGAGCACCGGGACCACGGGGGCUCGCGCCGCCUCGUUCUCGCAGCUGCAGCAUUCCAUCGUGGCCGUUCGCGAAUAGGCUCCUCUGAGGGAAAUGCAGCGGCGGGUUCGCCGGGUGGGGGCGCGGCGAGUGCGCUGUUCGGGCUGUUCGGCGGGGGAAAGGAGAGAGAGCGCGAGAAGAAGCAGAAGGAGGCUUCUAUGGCGGCGCACGCCGAUGUGCCGGUUCCUUUCAGCGCUGACCUUCUCGCGGGAACCUUUUUGGAAGGCCGCGAGCUCGCGUGCUGCUACCGCGCAACGCAGGACGGCUUCUCCGCGUCCGCCUUCCACGCGCGCAGCGACUUCAAGGGCCCCGUCGUCGUCGUCGCGCUCGCGCCCUCCCCGUCCGCCUCCCCCUCCGCGCCCCUCGGAUCCUGGCUGCGCUUCGGCGCGUUCAACCCCGACGGCUACCGCAGCACAGACGACUAUUUCGACUCCUUCGACGCGUUUCUCUUCUACUGGCCCGACGCGCCCGCAUCGCCACCCUUUGCACCCAUCUCCACCACUGCAGAAACCGACGCUCCCGCUCCUUCCGCUGGCACCCCCCCAGGAAAAAAAACCCAGCUGAGGUGCACGUGGGAGGAGGCCGAGUGGGGCAUGCCGGAGCUUCUACGCAAGGUGGGAGGCAGCGGCGCGGCUGUAUUCGACUACGCACGUGGCGGCCCGCAGUUUGGCGCUGACGGGCUGUUGAUCGGCCCGCCGCUCACCCCCGUCAUGGGGGGCCUUGCUGGCCCGGACUCCAACUCGGGCGUGGGGGAUUUGAGUACGGCGCGGUCGCGGCUCGGGCUGUCGUAUGAGAAGCGGCGGGAUGGAGAGGACUCGGUGUUUGGGGGUGGGAGAGAGGCGAAGGUGGCGGAGGUGCUUGUGUUCUUCAGCCCUGAGAUUGCUCGCCUGUAUUGA